Molecule: messenger RNA, 942 nt
Organism: Gastrolobium bilobum
Lineage: Eukaryota; Viridiplantae; Streptophyta; Magnoliopsida; Fabales; Fabaceae
Exons: 2
Coding region: 1-942 (313 amino acids)
Source: RefSeq, a predicted model, not a curated record
AUGACGCAAUUUCACAAGAAACAACAAGCACAAUUAGAUGCUCUUACAAAACAAUUAGCUAAUUCUCAAGUUUCUUCUGUUAAUAGUACUCAAAUAAUUUGUGGUAUUUGUGCAGAUGCUCAUGCAACUGAAGAUUGCUACUAUAUGAGAACACCUGAAAAAGCUGAUGUCAACGGUAUCUGGUAUGAUCAAAAGAACCAGAAUAACUCAGGGAGGAACCAAUAUGGGAAUAACUACAAUCAAGGGUGGAAAAUUCCUAACCAAAAUCCUGGGUUUAGUUACAAAUCAACCCACCAGCUCAACCCUCCUUUGCCAUUGCAACAACAAACUCCACCUCAAGACUAUAUUCAGAAUGCAAACACCUUCAGAGAUGAAACAAGAGCUUCAUUCCGUAAUCAAGAAGCUUCGAUUCGGAACUUGGAAACUCAAAUAGGCCAGCUGUCGAGACAGUUUGCUGAAAGAACCCAAGGCACCUUCCCAAGUAACACAGAUAAAAACCCAAAUGCACAAUGUAAUUCAAUUUUUACCAGAAGUGGGAUCGUGAUCAAACCUGUAGAAAAGCCACUAGUGGAGAAGAAAAAAGAAGUUGAACCUGAAGCUGAAAAGGAGAAAGAAGAAGAUGCAGGAGAAGCUGAAAAACGCAGUCCAAAGUUAUUCAAAUGGGAGAAAAAGAAAGCUCUGGACAGGCAACCAAAAUCGGCAGAUCCGUCUCCAUAUGCACGAGUUCCAUACCCUCAGCGGUUGAAACAUGAGAUCCAGAAACAACAAUACACCAAAUUCCUAGACAUCUUCAAGAAGCUACAAGUCAACAUUCCUUUCACAGAAGCCUUGGAAAGCAUGCCAAAUUAUGCGAAAUUCAUGAAAGACCUUCUUUCAAAGAAGCACAAGCUGAAGGAGUGCGAAUCAAUGGCAUUAAUUGAGGAAUGCAGUGCAAUCAUCUAG